Hypomesus transpacificus is the source of this 2929-nucleotide messenger RNA. It is a transcript of the gene exoc3l4, whose product is annotated as exocyst complex component 3-like 4. The coding region runs from base 163 to 2634 and encodes 823 amino acids. The record is from RefSeq and is a predicted model, not a curated record. The transcript is spliced from 14 exons. NCBI's taxonomy places the organism in Eukaryota, Metazoa, Chordata, Actinopteri, Osmeriformes, Osmeridae. Gene Ontology annotation, biological process: exocyst localization; exocytosis. Gene Ontology annotation, molecular function: SNARE binding. Gene Ontology annotation, cellular component: exocyst.
GUUGCAACCUAUCAUGGACAGGUAAAAAUCCCCAACAGGUAAAAAAAAAGUCUCGAUAACGUCAUGAAAGUGAAAGCUUUAAUGUACCUGUGGAGUUGAUCAAAGGAGUAGCCGACCAAAGGACGUGAUCUCCAGGGAGGUUGGAUACUAGGCGCCGACGUGAUGUCAGAAAUGGGUGAGUCUGGCGAGGAGGGGGUGACUGAAACCCAGGGCCUGGAGGAGGACGGAGAGUCCAGGCUAAGGUCAGCCAAGGAGCGGAAUGAGGGGGUCAGAACCGACGGCCAUGAGAAGGAGAAGAAACUGGGGAUGCUUAAGUCGUUCAGAGAGAGCUUCAAACGAACACCAGAGAGGAAUCCUUUGUCACCUAACUUUAAAGGGCCAAAGGACCAUCUGAAUACUGAAAUGGGAAUGCAGAACAUUGACCCUGAAAUCACCUCUCCAACACAGGUCCAGCCACCCCCUUCUCCAAGUUCUAAUGCUGAUUCUCCUCUCACCUCUCCCCGGAAGACUCUUGGUGGGUUCUUCCCAAGGAAAGAAGGUGACAAUUCAGAGAGCUCCUCCCCCACGCAGAAAAGAAUUGGACACUCCAGGACACGCUCAGAUCCCAGCUUUGCCUUUACGGAGUCUGUUCUAAAGAAGGGCGCUUCCAUAAGACGGAGCUUGCGGCUUAAUAAGAAGGACAAAACCGCCAAAGUGGAGCAGCUCCAACCUGUCUCCGAGGCCCCCGCGGCUGAGAAGAAGGAAGUGGAGGUGGAGAAGGGAGAGAGAGGCAUUAGAGAAUCAUACACCCUCCCUGAAAUCCCCUCCACACCCCUUUCAGUGAUGCAGAUCAACAAGCUGAUCGAGACAGAGAAGCUGGCGGAGGCCCACCUCAACCUGCUCUCCCUGCGGCUGGAGUUCCAGCAGGAGAAGGAGCAGUGUUCGGCCGAGGCCUCCCCUCUGGAGCUGGCCAAGAAGGAGAAGGACCUGAGCCUGCUGUACGGAGCCAUGCUGGACAAGGUGAAGAGCAUCGCACGCAACUCCAACUCCCUCCCGUCCCGUUAUAAGGAGCUUCUGGUCGACGUGGCCCGUAUCAUCCAGGAGGAGGAGAGGAGGGAGGGGGAUCCCGGGGGCCUUGUGGGUCCGGGGGGCUGGAGGGGGGCCUGGAGGGAGGCUGUGAGUGAGGGGGUGCAGGCCAAGGUGGAUAGCGUCCAACUGGACGGAAGGGAUCAGAAUGCCUCCUGGUUGGCUGUCCACUUGGGGUUACUGGGCGAGGCCAUAGUGGUGGACCUGGAGAACGUGAAAAGGGACCUCCAGGGUUCGUACCCACCCAGCUUCCAUGUGUUCAGCACCUACGUGAGCUGUUACCACGCCACUGUGGGCCAACACUUGAAGAAGCUCCUACAGCAGGUGACGGACCUGAAGGACUACUACGCCCUGCUGGACUGGAUCAUCCAUCGCUACGAGAGUGAGAGGAUCAUGGGAAGCCUGUCUCUGUGCCCAGAGAUGGAAGCAGAAGACACAGCCCUCUGCCUGGAAGAAGACUUCCUGGAACAACUGAAGAGGAAAUACUGCAGGAGAGUUCAGGAGGACAUGAAAGAUUCUCUGGGCAGGAUUCUGACAAUUGAAGACCAGGAAAUGUGGAAAAACAGGAAGGCUCCAGAGAGCGAUGAAGACAGCUUCCUCUACUCUCAUUUUCAUAUGGACAUCUGGACGAAAAUACAGAGCAAUGCUGUGAACACCAAGAAGAUUGAUGUCCAUUUGGAAAAAAGAGUUUUGUGUGCCUGCUUGGAGGAGUUAAAACAGUUCCCUAAACGAUUUGAAUUCCAGUUUGAACCGGUUUUUAACAGUCUGAGAGGGACCACAUUGGGUGUGGAUUAUCAGAUAACCUACAUCAACACUUUUGUUGCUCUAAAGGAGCACAUGGACAGCUACAAAGACAGCUGCCCCACACAAGUCGAUCUUUUCAGCAGAGAAGCAGAUGGCUUGGUCCAAAGACUUGUGCUGGGUCUAGAGAACCAGUUCAAGAACGAGACAAAGCCUUUCCUGAGGAGGAUGAUGACCAGAAAGUGGCUCACUGCAGACGAGGAUUUCCAGCAACUCUACAGUCGGACGGAAAAACUGUUCCAGCAAUGUGUUCAAAUGAGAUCUCCACAUGUUCAGACGUUGGUGAGCAACUUGCACUACCAUUUGGUGAAGGAAUAUGUGUCGCAACUGAUGAAAAACAACUACUCGUGCAAAAACAGGAAGCACGAAAGAGCGUCAAAAAAGAUGCGGGGGCAGUGGUCUAAGAUCAGAGAGUUGUUCCAAGACAUGAAGACAGACCAUGAAUGGCUUCAUCCGAUAGGGGACCAUCUGUGUGACAUCAUCGGGCAGAAAAACAAGAGGGACAUCAAAAACCACGUGCAGCCUCUGGUGAAAGACUAUCCAGACAUCAGGAGGAGUCACCUGGCCGCAGUGCUGUACUUCAGGGGAGUGAUGCGGGGCAGAGAGAAGCAGGCCAUCCUGCAGCGCCUCACCCAGCUGACGACGGCUCGGGGCGGCACCGGACAUCAGAAUCACUCCCUCUUCGCUCACAUAGAGGUCCCAAUGAACGCUGACUGUCUGGCUGACAUGCCCUUCUCCUGUCUCUCCUUCCUCCUGCCUGACAGUUGAGCGACACACCAGCACACGGGAAGGCCUGGUUCACCUGGAGGCCUGGCUCUGUGGGGUGUGAUGACUGCUUCAGGAAGGCCCAGUCUCCCUGGCAGGCUCUGUGGGCGGUGAGAACAGUCAGUAAAGCAGUGUAGGGCUGUUUUGGCAGCACCUUUGUCACUGGUCACCCAGACACUCGUCUGGGACAGUUGUUGAUUUGCAUGAAUGCUAAAAUGACAAUCACACCUUAAUGACACACAUCUGGAGAAGUGAUCUUAACAGUUGAAGAGGAAGGUGGACAGAGAAAGACUCUGAA